AUGCCCCUACAAUUUCAUUUUUCGACAUUCGUUUCGUGGGUGAUCCCCACCACCCCGGGCCUGCACGUGGUGGUCGGCGGUGUUGUUCUGCUGGUUUUGUUGGCCAGGUGGUGUGCCGCCGCGGUCCGGCCGUGGGCGGCGAGGGUGAUGCCCUCCACGGGGGGUACCCAGCCGGGUACCCCAAGCGUGGACACCGUCCUCGUCGCCCGACAAAACGUUCGCCGGGCCGUCGGGGGCCUCAUCCUUGGGGCCUUAGGCCAGGCCAGGGGUAACUGGGUUAUAGGGCCGGACGCCCUGCCGGGCGCGGAGGUGCGGAUCCUUGACUGGGUCCGCCGAGACUCCCCCGGCCGUGACUCCGACCCUAACGCCCAGCUACCCUCGGCCGGAAGCCUCCCCAGGGCGGUCUUAUACUGCCAAGACCCCAUUCUGGUGCAGGGAGGGGUGGUGGCGGAGGUGAUGGAUGGGUUUGGCGUGGAGGAGGCAGCGGCCUAG
Molecule: messenger RNA, 492 nt
Organism: Dichotomopilus funicola
Lineage: Eukaryota; Fungi; Ascomycota; Sordariomycetes; Sordariales; Chaetomiaceae
Exons: 2
Coding region: 1-492 (163 amino acids)
Source: RefSeq, a predicted model, not a curated record